CUAAUUAUCACUGCUGAAACAAACUGGAAAAACUAUGAAACUCAAUUUCAACAAAUGGAUUAUGAACGCAAAAUGGAGUAUGGACUUUAUUUUAUACAUUUAUUGCAUAUUUAUUAAAAUUACUCAUUGAGUGAGCCAAUCAAAAAAAAAGAGAUGUUUGGUGCUGUCUGCCCUCUUUAUAUUAUGAAUGUCAUAUUUUAUUAAUAUUUCUAUAUCUAAUCUUUUAUGCAGACAUAUGUCUUUGUAUACUACAGUGUGUCAUACUUCUUUAAACUGCAAUUUAUCAUGUUGAGGCAAGUUAUGUCGUUAAUGUGGCCAUCUGCUAUUCGGUCUACAAAUCAUUUUAUCAUUAGAAAUUUAUCGAGCAAUAAUUCAGGAAGAAAAAAACUCAUAAUUUUAGGCACUGGAUGGGGAAGUUAUAGUGUUCUCAAAAAUAUUGACAAAAAGCAAUACGAUGUUGCGGUAGUAAGCCCUAGAAAUCAUUUUCUUUUUACUCCAUUACUGUGUUCAACAACUGUUGGUACAUUGGAAUUUCGAAGCAUCAUUGAACCUGUGAGGAAUAGCCAUUUUCGCCACAGCAAAGAUUAUCACUUCUCCAGUGCAGUGAGUGUUGACUCUAGCAGAAAUGUAUUGCUAUGUAAAAGUGAAGUGGAUGAAUCUAUCAGAUAUGAACUUCAUUAUGAUAAGCUUGUUAUAGGUGUCGGUGCUGUCAGCAACACAUUUGGAGUACCGGGAGUGCUCGAACAUGCGUGUUUUCUUAAAGAAAUUAAAGACGCCCGUGAGAUCCGCAGCAGGAUCAUAAACAACUUUGAGUUGGCAGUGCAACCGAAAUCUACUCAAGAAGAUCAAGAAAGGCUACUUCAUAUUGUAAUAGUUGGUGGUGGACCAACUGGUGUUGAAUUUGGUGCCGAGGUCUAUGAUUUUCUUAAACAAGAUGUAUCGUUUCUAUAUGGUGAUAUGCAAAAAAUAGUUAGAGUGACACUAAUAGAAGCUAACCAUAUACUUGCAUCUUUCGACAAACGUUUACGAGAUUAUGCGGAGAACAAAAUUGCAAAAAGGGAACAAUUUGAACUCCUUCAAGCAACAGUCUCUGAAGUAAAAAAGGAUAGGGUCAUAUUAACAGAUGGGAAGGAAAUACCAUGUGGAUUAGUGGUGUGGUCAACAGGACUUUCACCUAGAAACUUUACAAGAAGGUUACAGUUUCCGAAAAACAAGCAACAUCAAUUAAUAACAAAUGAAUAUCUUAGUGUUCUUGAUACACCAGACGACACAAUAUUUGCACUUGGUGACUGCGCCGAAAUAAAAGACAAGCCUUUGCCUAGCACAGCACAAGUUGCUGAAAGAAAAGGUCAAUGGCUAGCUAAAUACCUCAAUGGUAAAGUAACGGAACCUUUUAAAUUUCAAUAUAUGGGCAUGCUCGCCUACGUUGGGGGAUAUUCUGCACUGAAACUUCCACACGGUGGUGCAGAUAUAAAGUUGAAAGGUUUCCACUCUUGGAUACUAUGGCGCUCGGCCUACUUAACUGGGCUUGGAAGCUGGAAACUUAGAAUGCAAGUGCCUGUUGACUGGAUGAAAACGUUUUUCUUCGGCAGAGACUCGUCUCAGUUUUAACCCUUAUGUUAACGAUUUUCUACCUCUAAGACUCAAGUCAGCAUAAUACCUAUUCCAGUUUCAUACACAAGAUCUGUUAAGUGUGUCUGCCAAUUUUAAAUGAAUUUUAUAUAUCUGUGGUGUUAUAAUUUUUUUUCGUAUUUCCAAUAUUCAUGUUGCAAUAUAUUGGGAGAUGCUCCUUGAUAAUCAGAUUAAUAAACUGUUAAUGUAUAUAGUU
Molecule: messenger RNA, 1828 nt
Organism: Styela clava
Lineage: Eukaryota; Metazoa; Chordata; Ascidiacea; Stolidobranchia; Styelidae
Product: putative NADH dehydrogenase
Cellular component (GO): mitochondrion
Molecular function (GO): NADH dehydrogenase activity
Source: RefSeq, a predicted model, not a curated record